Molecule: messenger RNA, 1107 nt
Organism: Symbiodinium sp. CCMP2592
Lineage: Eukaryota; Dinophyceae; Suessiales; Symbiodiniaceae
Source: the annotation of a GenBank genome assembly
AUGGCUCUGAAGCGGCUGCAGAAGGAGUGGAGGUUAUGGGGAUGUGAGGAGGAGGCGAAUCCCAGCAUGGUGGGCAAGCUCAGCGAGCCCAUCAUGCAGGGGGAGCGCGAGUUCUGGACGGUGCAUCCGAGCAACGAUUGGUAUUGCUGGGAAGCCGAGCUUCGCCCCUCGCAGGGGCCUUUACAGGGGGCUCAUUUGGUCUACUGGCUGCGAUAUCCGAGUGCCUACCCAUUCCAGCCGCCGAAGUUCGACAGUUCUGCGCGCUUUGUCGGUUUCCCGGUCACCUGGGACGAGGUUGAGGUGGGUUGGUGGAUUUUCCUCAUCCCGGCCAGCAGUCAAGAUGGCCGACGCUUGAAGGGCAGGGUCGCGCAGAAGACCGCCGAGGAGCUGAAAAUUUGCUUCCGAAGGGACGGAUCGGACGAAGAGGACGAAGAGGAGCGGUCAGGAGGGCCAGAGGAGUCGGUCGACAGAGAAUGGUGGAACUGUCACGACCUAGUGCUGGGGUGCAGUGCAGAGGCCGUGGUUCACCAUCCAUUGCUGAACGCAGGAGGCGGCGCCUGCUCUUGUGGCAUCCGGGAUGUUUGGAGUCCGAGCAGGUCGUUCGCGCACUGUUUGGCGUUCCUGCGCAUCGCCGUGGAGGACCCAAAAGACGGCCAGAAGCCGGUGCCGCGCGACGGGACGGAAGAGAUGUGCUUCUGCAGCUACGACGACGAAGUCUCUUCGCAAUACGCGCACAAUCCGACGGCCUGGCUUUCCAAGGCGCGCCGUCUCUUUUUCCAUGACCGGGGAGUCGCCCCGCUUUGCGUUGUCGCGGAUGACCUGGAGGGCGACUUGCUUCGGAUCGUUUGCUCCAACCUCGCGGGGGAGGAGCUACUACAGAUCCAAACGGAUGGAGAAAGCACCUUUCGAGAUCUGGACCGACAGAUUUGCGAGCAGAUUCCCAGAGUAGACGGCAUUUCUGCCUGGAAGAUCGUGUUGCCUGACGGGCGUUGCGCCGACGAUGUGACGGAAUCUGCAGUGGUCAACGCCGAAGGCAGUUACCGAGGGUUGUGGUGCGCGAUCCUUCUUGUAAGCGCCGGCAUCUUAAACUUACAGCCCUACUUCUGA